AUGCCAUUCGAUCCAAACACAUCCGAAUUGCCUUUCGACCCAAACACUAAGCUUAAGAAACUGUACAUCAAAACUUCGUCAGAAUCGCCCUUCUAUGCAAACACGUCAGAAUCGCCCUUCUAUGCAAACACAUCAGAAUCGCCCUUCUAUGCAAACACGACCGAAUCAACGUUUUAUCCAUUUACGUCAGAAUCGCCCUUCAAUGCAAACACGACCGAAUCACCGUUUUACCCAUUUACGUCAGAAUCGCCCUACUAUGCAAACACGACCGAAUCACCGUUUUACCCAUUUACGUCAGAAUCGCCCUUCUAUGCAAACACGACCGAAUCACCGUUUUACCCAUUUACAACCGAAUCACCGUUUUACCCAUUCACUACCGAAUCACCAUUUUCUCCAAAUUUGUCAAUCUCAAUUGAUGGUUCCAACUCUAGUACCAUUGGAGUAUUGUGCUUGGGUAUCCCUGAGAGUCCUUUUUGUCCACGCAACACCACAGACUCUCGGAACGGGACACGACCAGCCGAAGGGACCCCCGUGACGCCAGAAGGAUAUGAAGGAGUCGUUGCUAUAACAGGGCUACUCCCUGGAUCAUAUUACGUAAUAACAGCCCAUGACGGGUUCAGUACUGAGAGCACUGACGGAUGCACACACCCUGACACGCCUGAAGUCACUUCAAAAGGGCUCGAUUCCACGUCCUUGGUGAUCAGCGUUUCAAUUCCAAAUGGAGGAUUCGAUUAUUGGCUGGCUGAGAUCAGCACUGACCAUGGCCUACAAUCCUCUCCUCAGUAUGCAGAUACCUUUAAUCAUACCUUCAGCGGGGGUGGACUGGGGGUGGGGAAAGAGUACACUGUGACGGUGACUGUGGGUGUAGGUAACACUACUCAUUGUGGAGCCACUGGCUUAGUGACGUCAUCUGCUACUAUCACAACUGCUUCUGUUGGAUGUGACAAGCUCGAUCCUGUCUUAGCCACAAUAGCGACCCUCAAUUCAUCAGCAUUGCGUCUGGCAAUCUCUCCAAACAACACCUGGGAUACAUUCUCUGUUCAGUACUUUAGUUUCUUGUCUCAGCUGUCACCCACAAUAGUAGACAGCAUUAAUGCAUCGUCGCUACCUUACGUUUUAUCGGGUCUAGCGGCUGGAACGAAAUACGAGGUUAAUGUAACUGUGAAACUUGGCAGGAGGAGGUGUAAUUAUGAGUUCGACUUGCCCUCACAAUCCGCAGUUUCGUAUGCUUGCACGGUGCCGGACACGCCUGAAGUCACUUCAAAAGGGCUCGAUUCCACGUCCUUGAUGAUCAGCGUUUCAAUUCCAAACGGAGGAUUCGAUUAUUGGAUGGCUGAGAUCAGCACUGACCAUGGCCUACAAUCUUCUCCUCAGUAUGCAGAUACCUUCAAUCAUACCUUCCGCGGGGGUGGACUGGGGGUGGGGAAAGAGUACAAUGUGACGGUGACUGUGGGUGUAGGGAACACUACUUAUUGUGGAGCCACUGGCUUCAUGAAGUCAUCUGCUACUAUCACAACCGCUUCUGUUGGAUGUGACAAGCUCGAUCCUGUCUUAGCCACAAUAGCGACCCUCAAUUCAUCAGCAUUGCGUCUGGCAAUCUCUCCAAACAACACCUGGGAUACAUUCUCUGUUCAAUACUUUAGUUUCUUGUCUCAGCUGUCACCCACAAUAGUAGACAGCAUUAAUGCAUCGUCGCUACCUUACGUUUUAUCGGGUCUGGUGGCUGGAACGAAAUACGAGGUUAAUGUAACUGUGAAACUUGGCAGGAGGAGGUGUAAUUAUGAGUUCGACUUGCCCUCACAAUCCGCAGUUUCGUAUGCUUGCACGGUGCCGGACACGCCUGAAGUCACUUCAAAAGGGCUCGAUUCAACGUCCUUGAUGAUCAGCGUUUCAAUUCCAAACGGAAGAUUCGAUUAUUGGAUGGCUGAGAUCAACACUGACCAUGGCCUACAAUCUUCUCCUCAGUAUGCAGAUACCUUCAAUCAUACCUUCAGCGGGGGUGGACUGGGGGUGGGGAAAGAGUACAAUGUGACGGUGACUGUGGGUGUAGGGAACACUACUCAUUGUGGAGCCACUGGCUCAGUGACGUCAUCUGCUACUAUCACAACUGCUUCUGUUGGAUGUGACAAGCUCGAUCCUGUCUUAUCCACACUAACGACCCUCAAUUCAUCAGCAUUGCGUGUGGUAAUCUCUCCAAACAACACCUGGGAUACAUUCUCUGUACAAUACUUUAGCGUCCUGUCUCCGUUGUCAAUCACAAUGGUGGACAACAUCAAUGCAUUGUCGCUACCUUACUUUUUAUCGGGUCUGGCGGCUGGAACGGAGUACGGGGUUAAUGUAACUGUAAAACUUGGCAGGAGCAGGUGUAAUUAUGGGUUCGACUUGCCCUCACAAACCGCAGUUUCGUAUGCUUGCACGGUUCCCGAUUUUGUCAACAGCUCAGAGGUGCAAGUCAGUGACCUUGAGAGGAGCAGCACCAUCUCCUUUUCUGGCAUCUCUGGAGUCCUGUCCGGAUCCUUCCAGUCAAUGCUCUACCGUCUAUCCAGUCUGAACCACCAAGGGUGCAGUGACAACAUAGAGGGGACCUUCCCAGAUUUGGCAGCUCAGCAGAAUAUAACAGGAGUAGUGAUGGGUUGUUUCUAUCAGCUGGCUAUUUCAGCACAAUGUGGCAAUUUGACUGGACCUGCGUCUUAUUUCAACAUUACCACAGUACCACGCGGAGUUGAUAUGUUCUAUGUGUCGAUGGUGCAAUCUUCGGAAUUUGUUCAUUUCGGAUCUUCACAUUAUUCAGACGUCAAACCGGUCGGAGGUCACAUUGACGGGUUUCAGAUCAAAUCAGUUUGGCCAAACAGUGCCGAAAUGUUUCCGACAGGUGUGAACAGUUCAUCAGUUAAUGGAACUAUAAAAAUGAAAUUUCCGCCCGCGGAGGUUUUCACAGUUCAAAUUGAAAGCUUCAUCGAAAGACCCUCCGAGAAGAUUACUUCAUUUGAAGUCGCUUCUUUCAAGUACUGCUCGCGACCCGACCCUGUUGAAAACUUAAAACAAGCCAGUUCAGCUGAAGACGCAGUCAUUUUGACAUGGAGUGAACCUAUCAGUGGUACUAUUGCACCAAACGCAUAUUUGGUUAGCGUCAGAACUAUCACCGGAGAGCUUCUUAUAUCCACCAGACUUCCGAUCCCCUCUCAAAGUAAUGAGGGUCUCUUCACGUUCGAAUCUUCCGACAUCACGUCUCUUCCGUUGGCUACUGAGCUGAUUUGUUCGGUCCAGACUAUGAUUGCGAUUUCAUGCCAUCACGAAUUCGAUUUUGGAUGGGUGAGCUAUGACAACAGUGUGAGCAGUCGAGAAAUUCCUUGCAGAACUGAGGGUUCGGGUGGCAGGCCAAUUGAUCACAGCUUCUUCUUUCUCACGCCCACUCUCCUCUUUGUCCAAUGGGAGACACCGGAAGACUUUUUCAACCUGCUCAGUGGAGACUACUACUCCAUUCUGCUGAACGGCCAGGAGAAACAAUCUAUAAGACCUAUUUCAAGAGCUCUUAGCGUCCCUCUGGAGGUUGACUUAUGCAUCAGCCAGAAUAUUACCAUCCUCCCUGUAAGAGAAGGUCUCAACGCUGAAGAAUUGCAGUUCCCCAUCAGAAAUUGGGACGAUGACACCUUCAGGAAGCAGGACCUUGGCAACUUCAGAUUCGCAAUAAUGGAGCAAUGCGGAUUCUGUCCAUCAAAACAAUUGGACAACUUAUGUCAGAUCCCCUUCGAACACGAAGGACAGAACUACAGAACUUGUGUUCCAAUCACAGACCAAGAUGAGUUGCAGUGCAAGGACAAAAACGGAAACAUUCUAAACUGCUACUAUGACGAGGAAGACUUCUGCAAGCCGCCUGCCCCAGAGCUGGGAGCAGUCUCCUUUUCGACCCUUGUGCCCGGCGAAGCAGUUCGACAAUUCUGGAAUGUAUCUUCCAAUUUGUACAACAACUUCGAAGUUGUCAUCAACGGCCAACUGCAGGCAAUGGUUAAACAAACAGAAUUCAAUUCUACCAAUUUAACAGUUGGAGUCAGUUAUGAGGUAGAAAUUUACAUGAACAGUUUUCUUCGACGAGUUGGACCGCAGGUUCUUGCUUACAACUUGACUAACUCAAGAGAGAAUUUGGGCGCCUCAAAUAUUACCCCUUUCUCGGCUACGCUGAACGUCGACAUACAGCAAUCAACUGAUACAGAAAAUGGCACCGAUAACUGUCCGAUCGGAAAACUGGAGCUAAGAGCUCAAGUGCAAGUGGCCGACUACGUUCCGCUGUUUCUCUCGGCAGAUGAAAUAGAAGCACGCCAGUCUUCAGAUGUGGUUGGUGUUUCGUCAGCCUUGCGGGUGGGUGGAUUGGAUUCGGGCAUCGUGUUUUGCUUCCAAGUGGCGCCUAUCAAUUCUUGCACCAAUUCGACUAUUGCUAAUCGAACAUUGAACAAUUGUGCUCCUUUAGUGCCUCAACCGCUAAACCAGCAGACGAGUAACCUGACCUUUGCAGUUGACCUUGAAGAUGGGUCACUCCUAAUCACUGCGGCUUUGCGUCAGUUCACAGCCUCUGAGUUGAUAGACGUGGUCGUUACUUGCUCUGCUCCGAACAUCACAAUUAUCGACAAUGACGGCUCCAAACUGAUGAUCAGAGAAGCUGAUGACGCUAUUAAAAAUCAGACGGCAGUGGAGUGCAGAACUGCGACAUGUGCGUCCCAAUCGGAGUCCGGAGGAGUCGGGUUCCAGUCGGAAGUGGUCGCUGGAGAUAACCGGGAGGCUGGGUCGAAAUGUGAGGUGGAAAUCUUCACGCGAACAGGUUUCUCAGAAUCAGAACACACGAUAAUUUCACACUACGAAGUUCCGGAUCCAGUAGAGCAACUCAAUGUCUAUUUCGUGGAUGAGAACUCAAUCAGACUGGCAUGGCUUCCUCCGGCUGUUGGAUAUUUUGACCACUUCCUGAUCGAGAUUUACCACCAAAAUGUCUCGCUGCUCGAAAUCCAGAAAAUUGACUCAUAUCUGCGAUUUGUCGUAACUGACCUUGAACCUGGAAACCAAUACACUGUGCGAGCAUAUUCUGUCGCGGACCCUGAAGGUCAAGUGAGGUCAGAGGCGAGGGUUCUCGCUCAAGACACAGCUCCAGUGCCGCCCGAAUCCAUUUCAACCGAUCGGUCAAAUGACCUGCAGACAUUCACUAUUGUUCUCUCAAUUCCUCAGACAGGACUUUUUGGCGGCUUCAGCGUAGAAGUCAACGAACAAGACGAAGACGGCGAUGACAUUGACUCAACCGAGAAUGUUCUAGAAGAUAGUUCAGUUAAAUUGCCUAUCACUUUGAGUUCGGAAGAAACUGCAGUCGGCGUUAAGUUAGCGAAGUUUGCCCAAGUUUACUCGAUCAGGGCUCGAAGUUUGACAAAGAAUGGACAGCCUAGUGUUCGGUAUGCGGGUCAAGAUGUAAUCACAGGGUUGCCAGAUAUGCAAAUAGUUGUUCACGAGGUUUCCAAGGACGCAAGUCAUGUCUGUUUUGUGUGGGAGUCAAUAAAUGGAACUGCGGGCGCAGGAACUUUCAACAGACUCCGAACUCUCUUGCUACAAGAGAACACUUUCAUGAGACAGAUCAAAAUAACCAACGUGCACUUGAAUUCUACAAUUCAUGGCAUUGGACUGACGUGUCUUCACUACUCUCAAAACUACACUGACGAUAAAAUUACACUGGAACUCCUCUUUUCCAAAGAACAUCUUGCAAGUGGCCUGAAAACAGCUGCUAAUAUGAACAAACUCGACUUCACAUUAACUCCUGCUAUCAACUUCGCCAUUCAUAUGGACAUUGACUGCGAACCAUUCGAAUGUGCUCUGACUGUGAAGGACAAUCAACUAUUCUACCGUGACAAGUUCAGCUUCGAAGCCAAUCUGUUCUGGAAGAAGGGAUCUUCAGAUGAGGCUCCCGAAAUGGUUCAAGAAAUGACAAUGGAAGGAUCACAAUGUAUUUUGGAUUCAAAUGUAUGCAGCUAUAUUUUAAAAAAUCUGAUGGAAAGCAGCGAUUAUUCGCUACAGGUGCAGCCAUCCUUAUUUGGGGAAGCGAUGCCCCAAAUCUUUACUUUCGAGUUUUCUACACCUUCAGCUCCCAACGACAAUGGGGUUUUAGCACAAGGUGUGAUUAUUCUUAUCAUCAGCGUCAUUGCAGCUGUCGUGAUUAUUUUGUUAUUGUCACUGGUAGUUCUACUUCUGACCAAUGCUCGCUGCAGAUCUUCUCAGACCAACCAACCGACUCUGCAGAGCGAUUAUGGUGUACCUUACGGCUACAACGACCCUGCUUACGUACUGUCCCCACUCGAGUACUCGAACAAAACGGAAGGUUCUCUGCAUCAAAGUCACAGCAAUCGUGCCAGAAUGUCUGCAGUCGAGUACUUGAACAAAAAUGAGGGGUCUAUGCAUCAAAAACAAAACCAUCGAGGCAGAAUGCCUGCAACGGAGUACUUGAACAAAAAUGAGGGCUCUAUGCGGCGAAAUCAAGGCUAUCGUGCCAGUGUGAAUGAACUCGAAUACUUGAAUGGAAACGAAGACUCUGUGCAUCAAAAUCAAGACUAUUGUGCCAGAGUGAAUGAACUCCAAUACUUGAAUGGAAACGAAGAUACUCUGCAUCAAAAUCAAGACUAUUGUGCCAGAAUGAAUGAACUCCAAUACUUGAAUGGAAACGAAGACACUGUGCAUCAAAAUCAAGACUAUUGUGACAGAGUGAAUGACCUCCAAUACUUGAAUGCAAACGAAAACCCUGUGCAACAAAAUCAAGACUAUCGCGAGGUUAACCAAAUCUGGAUCAUGACUGACGACAACCGAGUCUGGAUCAAUGACUACAGAGAAAAUGAGAGAAACUGAGUAAGAAAAUGAGAGAAAUUACGGCGAAAAACGCUUUAAUCACAACUGUUACUUGCACUAUUUUGAACUCAAAUUUAACAAAAAUGAUGCUUUUUGUGUAAAUUUGUUUAUCAGAAAAUGAUUAACCUCACAGAAAAAUCAAACUGAAAACAAUCCAACAAAGCCAAAAUUAACUCGAAUCAAAAAUUUUGUAACUUUUG
This is a messenger RNA of Symsagittifera roscoffensis, 7067 nucleotides long. RefSeq lists its product as uncharacterized. The coding region runs from base 1 to 6867 and encodes 2288 amino acids. Gene Ontology annotation, molecular function: protein binding. NCBI's taxonomy places the organism in Eukaryota, Metazoa, Xenacoelomorpha, Acoela, Convolutidae. The record is from RefSeq and is a predicted model, not a curated record. The transcript is spliced from 54 exons.